Thunnus maccoyii (southern bluefin tuna) is the source of this 3423-nucleotide messenger RNA. RefSeq names its product molybdenum cofactor synthesis 1 (gene mocs1). The record is from RefSeq and is a predicted model, not a curated record. The transcript has 11 exons. Bases 105 to 2453 code for a protein of 782 amino acids. Lineage: Eukaryota; Metazoa; Chordata; Actinopteri; Scombriformes; Scombridae. Gene Ontology annotation, biological process: Mo-molybdopterin cofactor biosynthetic process. Gene Ontology annotation, molecular function: metal ion binding; GTP 3',8'-cyclase activity; cyclic pyranopterin monophosphate synthase activity.
GUCUCCGGUCUAUCUGACAUGUUUUACUGCAGAGCGGUUCACACCGAGAGUUCCGUUAACAACAACAGCCUCAGAGGAGUCUGGAGCUGUAGGAAGAUAUCACCAUGGCUACUAACGCCAGCAUGUGCUGCCGCCUGUUUGACAGACACAAGAAUGUGACACAUUUCAGAAAAGUCCUCGUACAGUGCGUUAAUGGAAACAUUCAGAGACUCUAUUCCAGUGCUACGCACAAGGAAAAUGAACUUGCACUUGGAGACUCGACUUCAGCUGCUGCCAACUUCGCCGCUUCUCCGAAAACCAGGUCAAGACAGGAGAGGCUCAGAGACCACAGCAUACCCUUUUCAGCAUUCUUGACUGACAACUUUGGCCGGAGACACAGCUACCUGCGCAUCUCCCUGACCGAGAAAUGCAACCUGCGCUGUCAGUACUGCAUGCCAGAGGAGGGGGUGAAGCUGACGCCACGGGGCCAGCUGCUGUCCACCUCGGAGGUACUGACCCUGGCCCGCCUCUUCGUCCAGGAGGGGGUGGACAAAAUCCGCCUGACUGGAGGAGAGCCCCUCAUCAGACCUGAUGUGCUGGAUAUCAUUGCAGAAUUGAGGAAGUUGGAGGGUCUGAAAACCAUCGCCGUAACGACUAAUGGCAUGAACCUGGCCAGGCUUCUGCCUAAGCUGAAAGAUGCCGGCCUCGACCUGAUUAACAUCAGCCUGGAUUCACUGGUCCCUGCCAAAUUUGAGUUCAUUGUUAGGCGGAAAGGGUUCCACAAGGUCAUGGAGGGCAUUGAUAAGGCCAUCGAAAUGGGUUACAACCCUGUCAAGGUCAACUGUGUGGUCAUGCGAGGCCUCAAUGAAGACGAGCUGCUAGACUUUGUGGCGCUGACAGAGAAGAAGCCUCUGCAGGUGCGCUUCAUCGAAUACAUGCCCUUCGAUGGCAACAAGUGGAACUUUAAGAAGAUGGUGAGCUACCAGGAGAUGUUGGACCACAUCAAGCAGCAGUGGCCCCACCUAGAAAUGCUUCAAACUGGACACACAGACACAGCCAAGACUUUUAAAGUGCCAGGCUUCAAAGGUCAAGUGGGCUUCAUCACCUCCAUGUCUGACCAUUUCUGUGGCUCCUGCAACCGCUUACGCAUCACUGCAGACGGCAACCUCAAGGUGUGUUUGUUCGGUAACUCAGAGGUGUCCCUCAGGGAUGUCUUGCGCUCCGGGGCAUCAGAUGAAGAGCUGCUGCAAAUCAUCGGGGCUGCUGUGGGCAGGAAGAAGAAACAACAUGCAGGCAUGUUCAGCAUCUCCCAAAUGAAGAACAGGCCUAUGAUCCUCAUUGGCGCCACAUGCCAAAGGCCUUUGUCUUCUCUGCCAAAGUCGCAAGACAGUCAGAGGGCUCUCCCCAUUGUUUCCCAGCUUACAAACAACACAUUCCUCUCUCCAACAACAGCACCUCUCAUGUGCCAUUCAGGCAGCAGGAGAGUCCUAAACAGAGAGGGUGUUUUGUGCCUUCCAGACUGCACUGCUUCAACACAGGCAGCCCCUGUUUGCUGCUCUAGAACUUUAAAGAGUGGGGUUACCCAUCUUCAGUCACAUAUCAGCAAAGAGAAACCUAAUGAGAUGGAAAACCUCCACCAUGUAGCCUCCCAUCACUCUUCUGAGUUUGAUAGUAGUCUAACUUUCCCCAGUUGUCACACUAAGACUGUACGUUAUGCUACACGCUCAAAUGUCAUGAGCUAUGUUAAAGAAGACUGUCUCAGGUACGCACAAACCAGGGGUCCUAAUGCUCUGAAGAGCCACUUACUAAGGACCCCAGGAACACCUAGCUUUUGCACACAACUAAUGAAUGCCAAAAUAAAUCUUAAUCACCACAGUGUUAGACAGUGUCACAAUCAAACUUCCAGCGAAGACCCCGGUGUCAAACUCAGACAAUCUGCGAGAGAUCAGACCAAGUCAGGCUCAAGUGCCUGCAACCCUCACCUAGAUGACACCACCGAAGCCCAGCUGACACACACAGACGCCCAAGGCCGAGCCACCAUGGUGGAUGUUGGCGGGAAACUUCCCACACGCCGAGCAGCCACAGCCUGCGCCACCGUCAUCUUGGGCCCCACUGCCUUCCGGCUGCUUCGGGAUAACCAGCUGGUUAAGGGCGACGCGUUGGCUGUGGCGCAGUUGGCCGGCAUCAUGGCUUCCAAGCAGACCUCAGCCCUCAUCCCGCUCUGCCACCCGCUCCCCUUAGACCACGCCUCAGUCACCUUUGACCUGGACGAGCUGCAGAACGCAGCAGUCAUCACAGCAUCGUGUCACACCACAGGCAGGACAGGAGUUGAGAUGGAGGCUUUGACAGCCGUUUCUGUAGCAGCGCUGACUCUCUAUGACAUGUGCAAGGCUGUGAGCCAUGACAUCAUCAUUACGGACAUAAAGCUGGUCAGUAAGACCGGCGGAAAGAGGGACUUUCAUCGUCAGUCUUGACCUCCUCCCCUACCAAUAAAUCCAACACAGAAAAAACUGAAUGAAUGAAUUGUAAGCAGCACGCAGACUGUGCCAAGUUUCACCAGAAUUAUCAUAUUUUUCUACAAACAAAAAAAAUUACACCAUGAGAAUGAUUUGAAAGAUGUUAUAAUCACAUAACUCAUCCUAAUCCCAUCCUGCCGACCUCUGCCAGGAGUUUACUGGAUUGCUUACUCCAGUGACACUUAAUCCCACACAAUAUGAAUCAUGUUGACUAAACAGUGCCCAUGUUUACUUUGAUUUAGCUUUGCAAAUGAGAAAUGAGAAUUAAUUUCAGUGUCAUACAUUUAUUUCCGGUAAUGUAUAUCUAACAUCAGUGCAACAAGUGCACAGAUGUAGGACUACAGUGUCUCUUUGUGUCUCAAGAGGGUGCUCCAGUAUUAGUCACAAAACAUCCCUGGAAGUGAAGAACAGACUGAGGACAGCCUCAUGUUGCUAACGUUGAAUGUUUGUCCUUUAUCUGAAGAAUUCAAUUUGGAAUGAAGUCCUGGUGCCUGACUUUGAAGCUGGCACAGAAGGAAGCAGCAGCAGCAGCGUAACGAGAGCAGAGGAAUGUACUGUAUGUUUUCAGGUUCUCCCCUCACGUCUUAACUGUGAAACAUCAACUGUACAUAUUCCUCUACUUACCUGCUUUGCAUUGCAGUAAUUAACAGCACUAUGAAUGUUUUAAUAUGAUCAUUCGAAUUUACUUUAAGGUAGACAUUUACUGGCUUUUAUUUAGUUUUUGUUCUAUUCCUUCUACCUCCGUUGUAUUCUGGAAACACUGGAUAUUUGUACGCAUACCAUGGUACAGGUGGAGAGGAUGAUGAGGAUAAUAUCCACCAUUUGUAUAAGGUGCCACCUGUUCAUAUGGUGGCUAAUACACUACACUAGUCUUGGUUGUUGUUUUUUCUCCCUGCUUUCCCCCCAGAAUAAACUUGAUUGUGUCAAA